Messenger RNA from Oncorhynchus keta (chum salmon), 862 nucleotides. RefSeq lists its product as uncharacterized. Gene Ontology annotation, biological process: response to bacterium. The coding region runs from base 9 to 638 and encodes 209 amino acids. The transcript is spliced from 4 exons. The record is from RefSeq and is a predicted model, not a curated record. NCBI's taxonomy places the organism in Eukaryota, Metazoa, Chordata, Actinopteri, Salmoniformes, Salmonidae.
CCAACAGCAUGUCUGUGCUCCAGCAGCCUGUGUCUGAGUCAAUCCAGCCAGGAGGCUCUGUGACUCUGAACUGUACAAUUCACACUGAGACCUGUGCAGGAGAACACAGUGUCCUUUGGUUCAGACAUGGCUCAGGAGAAUCCCGUCCAGGAAUCAUUUACACCCAUGGAAACAGGAGUGAUCAGUGUGAGAAGAUCUCUGAGGCUGGGUCUCCUACACAGAGAUGUGUCUACAACCUCCCCAAGAGGAACCUCAGCCUCUCUGAUUCUGGGACUUACUACUGUGCUGUGGCCUCAUGUGGGGAGAUACUCUUUGGGAACGGGACCAAGUUGGACAUUGACGACUAUAGAGCAGAUCCUCUUCUCUUGGUGUCCUGCCUGGGUGUAGUAUUGUGUGUCACGUUCACCUUGAUCAUUGUCCUGGUUUGCAUCAUGUACAAGAUGAACAACACAACAUGUGUGCAGUGCAGAGGACUCGUCUCACAGACCAGAGGUCCUGCAGUUACCAGGUCAGAUGUAGGGGACCAAGAUGGAGACAGUCUCCAUUACGUAGCUCUGAAUCUGAGCAACAAGAAGAACAGGUCUAGAAGACAGAGAGGUCACAUGGAGACAGUGGUGUAUGCUGGGAUCAGACAGUAGAAUUGGAUGAAUGAACCAAUGAUAAUUUUUUACUAGAUAACUCUUUAUUAACUAGUUCUAGCUUCAUUAACUAUCUAUGAACGCAUAAGCAGUCAAAUGUGAUGAAAACAGUGGUCAUAGCUUUUUUGUUAUUCAAUGUUGAAAAAAUUGAAUGCAUUGCUUCUCUGACAAACAUUUUUUAUUUUUUAUUAUAAUAAUAAUAAUAAUUAGGGGUGGUGCUUAUA